Calliphora vicina (urban bluebottle blowfly) is the source of this 2839-nucleotide messenger RNA. RefSeq names its product protein alan shepard-like. Lineage: Eukaryota; Metazoa; Arthropoda; Insecta; Diptera; Calliphoridae. The coding region runs from base 10 to 1914 and encodes 634 amino acids. The transcript is spliced from 9 exons. Gene Ontology annotation, molecular function: mRNA binding. The record is from RefSeq and is a predicted model, not a curated record. Gene Ontology annotation, cellular component: ribonucleoprotein complex; nucleus.
AUUCGAGCCAUGAAUAUGCAGACUGUUCAGUUUAUGGGUCCUGCACAACAACAGCAACAGCCACCACCAUUUAGAUAUAAUGGACCACCAUUGCAUACAAUGCAACAGCAGCAACAACAACAGCAUCCACAUCACCAGCAACAUCCACAUUCACAUCAACAACAACAACAGCAGCAGCAACUGCUGCAGCAUCAACAGCAACCAGCCUGGUUUGUUAAUAAUGGUAGCUCCACUCCUGGCAGUGGUGGUGUUGGUGUCGGUGGUAUUAGUGUUAGUGGCAUUGAAUCUGCUGGUUCUAGUUCUGUUACAAAUGCUGGUUUUCUGCCAAAUACAAAUCCAAUUUGUAGCACUACACCAAUUAAAGGAAAGCAACAUUCUUCGUUUACAAAUCAAACAACCUUUAAUAAUCCCAAACAGCAGCAUCAGCAACAAACGUCAGUGGCAUCAUCAGCGGCAUUAAUACAAAAUCAACAACAAAAUUUCCAACAGUCACCAUCAUCAUCAUUUCCGCAUAAUACUAACAAUCCCCCUGUGGCAACAUCUGCUGCAACAACUAGUCUGGGUCAAAAUUUUAUUAAUUGCAAAUCAAUUGCAACGGCAUUGCAACACCAACAACAACAACAGCAUCAACCACAACACAUCACAAUGGGUCCGACAAAUAUAAAUGGUACACAGCAACAGCAACCGGCUCAAUUGCAGCAAUUACAACAAAUGCAACAUCAGCCACAACAACAUUUACAGCAGCAGCAACAACAGGUGACACCUGAUAAUCAGCAAUAUCAUAUACAACAACAACUGCAGCAACAACAGGCGGGCUCCGAUCAAUUGUCAAAAACAAACGUCUACAUACGUGGUCUGCCCGAGGGUACGACCGAUAAGGAUUUAGUUAUUUUAUGUUCAGAAUAUGGUACCAUUGUAUCAGCCAAAGCUAUUUUUGAUAAAACAACAAAAAAAUGUAAAGGUUAUGGUUUUGUAGAUUUUGAAUCACCAGCAUACGCUGAUAAUGCCGUCAAAUCGUUGCAGGCAAAAGGCAUUAAAGCACAAAUGGCAAAAGUGGGUGUUUGGGUGCUACUUAGGCCGGCCAUUCAACAAGAACAAGAUCCAACAAAUUUGUAUAUAACAAAUUUGCCACCAUAUUUCAAAGAGACUGAUUUAGAGAAAAUGCUAUCCAAGUAUGGUCAUGUGGUAUCAACAAAAAUCUUAUGUGAUGCACAAAUGAAUUCGCGAGGUGUGGGCUUUGCACGCAUGGAGAGCCGUGAGAAAUGUGAGCAGAUUAUACAGGUGUUGAAUGGUACUACAAUACCGGGUGCUAAUGAUCCGUUGGUGGUGAAAUUCGCCGAUAGUUGUUCGUCAGCUAAAAAGAAUUUAUUGAAGGCACGAGAUCCCAAUAAUCGCUCACGUCUGGAUAUAUCGGCCGGAACCACAGGUAUGGAAAGUAUACCUGUGACCCCUGAUCCAGGGGCUCAGCAAAAUGGUAGUACAGCUGGCUAUACUCGUUUUGGUACACCCCAAAUAGGUAGUUAUCCAUUGGCUAGUUCUCCCUGGAUACCCGGCUAUAUGAUGGCAGCCGCGGCUACACAGCCCGCUACGGCCUUCGAAAAUCAGUAUUUACAAUUGGCCUCAUCGCCACAACAUUUGAGUGUUUCUCCUUAUAAGCCGGAUUUGGUAAAUGCCUUGCAGGCUCCGGGCAUGUAUUUGAAUGGUUCAGAGGCUGUUAUGCAGUAUGGUGCUAUGAUGGGUCCACCCAUGGGUCCUUUACAGUAUAUAAGCCCUACAUAUCCCUAUUAUGCUCCAGCACCUCCUAUGAUUCCUACCAUGUCUUUAACAGAUUCUACAGAUCAAACAUUGAGUACUGCAGCUUCGCCUAAUGGUGCUGCCUACACGCAAUUCUUACAUCCCUUAGCACCCAAGUAGAUAAAUUUACUAUAUUAAGUUCUGUCUAAUACAUUAAACCAGCGGAAGUGUAGUAAGAAACCAAAACAUUUUUCCAAUUUUUGUGUUUAAAACUUAAACUUUAAGAUUAAAAAAUAAAAAAAAAAACCAAGAAAAAUAACGCUUUUUGUGGGAAAAUAUUAAAACAAAAACGAAAAAAAAAAAUCAGCAAUUAAGGCAUUUUUUACAUGAAUUCCAUUAAGCAUAAACAAGUUGGCAACCUUGUUGGCACGGGUGAUGUUGAGCGUACAUUUUUUAACCCAACAAACAUUUUUGUUUUCAACUGAAGACAAUCGAGUCGGGGAAAGAAUAUAAAAUGAAAAAAAAACCAGUAUAAAAAAUGAAAAUUUAAAAAUUUAAGUAAAAUUUAAAAAAGAAAAGAAAAAUAAUUUUGUUUUGUUUUUAAUGUUUUUUUUUUUUUUUGUUUGUUUUGGUAGUGUAAUAUUAAUAAUAAUUAUAAUAUUAUAAACAACGUAUGUAUUUUCUUUUAAUUUUUGAGUAAUUUUAAGCUGCACUUUCCAUAGUUUCUCUUCUCUUUUUUUUAUCGCCUCUAUAUACUUGAUAACGUUAAUAAGGAGCCCAUUCUAAAUCGUGCUCUCGUAAUUUAUAUUAGAAGUCAUCAUGUUUUUUGAUUUGUUUAGUUUAAGUAGUUCAGUAAUAAAUUAAUGUUUUUUCUUAAACCUUUUUUCUUAAGCUAUUUAAACUAUUUUUGUAAAAUUUUCCAAAAAAAAAAAAACAAUUUAAAUUAUAAACAGAAAUCGAAAAAAAUUAAAUCCAGUAGUUCUUAAAUAAGAAAAAAAAUGUAGUAGUAAAAAAAAAAAAAAUAAAAGUAAAAAUGGAAAUAAAAACCAUAAAUGGAAACAGAAGAAAACCAUGUUUUUAAAUUUAAGUCAAGAAAAAAAAACAA